This is a messenger RNA of Closterium sp. NIES-65, 1497 nucleotides long. The record is from the annotation of a GenBank genome assembly. NCBI's taxonomy places the organism in Eukaryota, Viridiplantae, Streptophyta, Zygnematophyceae, Desmidiales, Closteriaceae.
AUGGACCGCUUUACAGCGCUCCUCGCUUCUGUCGCUACCCUUGUGCAGCCAACCGUUGAUGCCUUUCUCCUCCAGCCUGCCACGUGGCAAUCCGGUGUCCUUGUCACGACCACAACUUUCGCCGUCUUGCUGCCCGGACUGCUCGCCGGGCUGACCGUGCCAGGGGUGCUGUCCGCGUUUCUCCUCGGUGUGACUGUAUGGAGGGCGUUCUACUGGCCAGGCUACCUCAUCCUCUGGCUGUACUUCAUUCUCGGAACACUGGUAACCAAGGUGAAGCUGAAGCAGAAGCAGCAGGAGGGGAUAGCGGAAAAGCGUAGCGGCAGGAGGGGACCGUGGAGCGUGGUGGGAUCAGCUGCUGCUGCGGUGGUGUGCUGCCUGGGAGCCAUUGCUGCUGCAGGAGGGGGAGCUGGAGGGGGGAUGGAGGGGGUGGUGCUGCCGAGUGUGGCGGUGUGGCAGCUGGGGUAUGUGGCCAGCUUUGCUACCAAGCUGUCGGACACUGCUGGCAGCGAGAUUGGCAAGGCGUUCGGCAAGCGCACUUUCCUGGUGACUUCCUUCCAGCCAGUUCCCAGGGGCACAGAGGGCGCCGUGAGUCUUGAGGGAACGUUGGCAGUCUUAAUGGUGACCCCUGGUGGAGCCCUCUUCUGUAUGCUGGCAUUACAAUUUGUGCUAUGCAUGGACUUCACAGCUCAUUCCACACUGCGUCUUGCAUUCUUGUACCCCAUUCACCCUCUUGCAUGUCUUGCAGCUCAGGCAAGCACGGAAGGCGCUGCGUUCAAAACUCUACAGUCCUCCUUCGCGUCCCUAGACGCGGACUUCUUCUCCUCGCUCCCUCGGGACCUCCAAGUGGAUCUCGAGGACGCAGUAUUUGAUCUCACCAACGGAAAUGUGCUGGCAGAGUGCGGCCCAGCAGCGUCAUCAGCCCUCUCCGCCCUUGCAGCCGCGCUGACGGCUUCAGAGGGCGCUCCUGCCGCUGCCGCCGCUGCUGUUGCUGGGCUCAAGGAUGCUGCUGCGAAGCUUCCCCCUGGAGGGAGAGAACGGGCAGUGCUUGGCAGGAGGUUGCGAGCAGCAGGCAGGAGGGUCACAGGCAUGGGGGCGUACGCCCAGGGCAAGGCUGCUCAGCUCGGCAAGGCAAUGGCAGCAGCAGGGGAGGCAGUGGCAGCGGGGUGCACUGAUGACGGUGCCUCCAAUUUCGACCCUGUUAAGACCUUCAAGCUCGGUCCCCUCACAGUGGACGUCACACCAUCCAAGGCGCUCACAGGCGCGGCUGUUGCUGUUGCCUUUUCAGUGGUGAGCUGGCAGCUAGUGUCAGGGCUACAGGCAGUGGACGAGAGCUCGCUCGCCUAUGCCAACGACAAGGCUCUCACACUCGCACUCUCUCUGCGCGGUGCCCUCCUUGCCAUGGGCUACGGCUCAUGCCUUCUCUCUGCCUUCGCUGCUGCCGGCCUGCUUGCACUCGCGAGGGAUCUCAGCUCGCAGGGAGGAGAGGAAGGCAAUUGA